This is a messenger RNA of Amyelois transitella, 1600 nucleotides long. RefSeq names its product putative nuclease HARBI1. The record is from RefSeq and is a predicted model, not a curated record. Lineage: Eukaryota; Metazoa; Arthropoda; Insecta; Lepidoptera; Pyralidae. The transcript is spliced from 5 exons. The coding region runs from base 382 to 915 and encodes 177 amino acids.
AGACAAAGUAACAUUUUGAAAACGAUGACGAAGUUCGGCAAUAAAAAAAUGUAUGGGAUGACAUAAGCCUUCGCUAAAUCACGUGAUCGAUCGAGAUCGAUAACAAAAUUGGUAGACAAUGUUUACAUUCAUGUCGAAAACGAAACGAAAUCGUCAAUUAGCGAAUUGUUUAUUCGCCUAUUUCAAUACAAAUGCGUAGCCAAGAGGCACUUUUGACGUUCGCUUUCUCUUCGGGAGCGAUCAUUCGAUUCGACAUGUGUUCGCCAUAAUAACGAAAGCUUGGGGGCUGUCGAUAUCGCUACAAAAUGGCCGAAAAUUACAGUCAGCUGUGAUUUGUGUACAAGGGCUACGUUGCGUUAAUACAGUUUUAUUUAUAUAAAAAUGCAUUCUUUACGUUUAUUGUGGGCUGCACAUAAUGAGAAUACCUGGGUGAGGCGUCAAAGGCGAUUUUCAUCAAGAAGACAUAUGGAAACGAUUGAAGAUAUGCCGGAAUUGUUGUUUAAACAACAUUUCAGGCUUGAUAAAAAAACUUUUCGACGAUUAUGCGACGAACUAAAAAGAUAUACUGGAUUGAAAGGAUCCAAUGAAAUUUUCCUGGAAGUGAAGGUGCUGUGUACUCUAAGCUUUUUAGCCACAGGGUCAUACCAGACAAUUGUAGGUGUGGGACAAUAUAUGACACAGCGGACUACAAGUCGCUGUGUCAGGGAGGUUGUGAAUUCUUUAAAUCACAAUUGGAUGGUCAGCAGGUGGAUAGUGUUUCCACAAACACCACAUGAGAGAUCUUUAAUCAAAGAGAAAUUCCAUAUAAGACAUAAUUUGCCUGGAAUUAUUGGGUGCAUUAAUUGUACCCAUAUAGCUAUAGUAAGACCAGAGGAGGAUGAAUAUUCAUUUUUUAAUAGAAAAGGAUAUCAUUAAUUAAAUGUUCAAGUGAUAUGCGAUUUCGAUUUAAAAAUAGUUAAUGUCAAUUCAAAAUUUGGUGGUGCUACACAUGACUCCCACAUAUGGUCCGCUAGUCAUGUAGAGACUUUCAUGCGAGGGCUUCAUGAAAGUGGUGAACAUGUUUGGUUAUUAGGGGAUUCUGGAUAUCCACAGCGACCUUGGUUGAUGACGCUUAUACUAGAUGCUGAACAAGGGUCCCAAGAAGAAAUAUAUACCAGACGUCAUGUGCAAGCCAGAUCUCGCAUAGAACGAUGUUUUGGAUUACUGAAGGCUCGUUGGAGGUGUAUGCUUUGACACCGUGUUCUUCACUAUCAGCCUUACGUGGCUAGCAGAAUUAUUAACGCAUGUUGUGUAUUGCAUAAUAUUGCAAUACAUGCUAAACUACCUGCUCCAACAGAUAUGCCAGCUGAGGCUCUUGAUGGUAGUGAAGAUCAAAGUAUACAGCAUAACACCUCUACAACCAACACUAAUCAAAACGAGUUAAUUCGAGGAAGGGCUAUGUGAAAUUAUCUAGUCAGUAGAAUGCAGCAUUCUACUGACUAGAUAAUUCUGUCUGUAUAUAAUUUAUAGUUUCAUUUUAUUUAAGCUUAAGUAUAUUUUUUUAAGUUAGUAUCAAAUGAAAAAGAAAAUAAUAAUAAUAAUAUAACAAUUUUAAUAAGUA